Messenger RNA from Phytophthora sojae, 1896 nucleotides. RefSeq lists its product as hypothetical. NCBI's taxonomy places the organism in Eukaryota, Oomycota, Peronosporomycetes, Peronosporales, Peronosporaceae. The record is from RefSeq and is a predicted model, not a curated record. The transcript has a single exon. Gene Ontology annotation, molecular function: RNA helicase activity; ATP binding; RNA binding. The coding region runs from base 1 to 1896 and encodes 631 amino acids. Gene Ontology annotation, cellular component: nucleus.
AUGCGCGGAAGCGGCGGCGGUGACCGCGGCCGUGGCGACGACGACCGUCGCGGAGGCAUCGAGGACCGCCGCGGCGGCUACGGCGGCGGCAACGACCGUCGCGGAGGCUCGCGCGAGCGCUACGGCUCCCGUGAGCGUAGCGAGCCCCGCACUAACUCGCGCUGGGCCGGCUUCGAGUCGGACCGUCGCGACGACCGCCGCGGGGGCUACGGCGGCGACGACCGUCGUGGCGGCUACGGUGGUGGCUACGGCGGAGGUGGCGGAGGUGGCGGCGGCGGCUACGGCCGUGGCGGCGGCGCCGCGCGCGUGAACGAGGUCGGCUACCACGGCGACCUGCGUCCCAACGAGCGCCUGGAGCGCGAGCUUUUCGGUGACGCCAAGUCGUCCGGCAUCAACUUCGACAAGUACGACGACAUCCCCGUCGAGACGAGCGGCGAGAACGUGCCCGACCCGGUGUCGGAGUUCUCGGCCACCGAGUUGGGCCCCGAGGUCAUCCGCAACCUGGAGCUGUGCAAGUACAGCAAGCCCACCCCCGUGCAGAAGUACUCGAUCCCGAUCGGUCUGGCCGGCCGUGACAUGAUGGCCUGUGCCCAGACCGGCUCCGGUAAGACGGGCGGUUUCCUGUUCCCCACGCUCGCGGCCAUGCUGCGCGUGGGCGGCACGCCCCCGCCCGAGGUCGGCCACGGCCGCUCGCGCAAGAUUUUCCCGUCGGCCCUUGUGCUGUCCCCCACGCGUGAGCUGGCGUCGCAGAUCCACGACGAGGCCAAGAAGUUUUGCUACUGCACGGGUAUCGCCCCCGUCGUCAUCUACGGUGGUGCCGAGGUCGGCCGCCAACUGCGUGAGCUGGAGCGCGGUUGCGACCUGCUUGUGGCUACUCCUGGCCGUCUCGUCGACCUGAUGGAGCGUGGCCGCAUCUCGCUGGCGUGCAUCCGCUUCCUGAUUCUGGAUGAGGCUGACCGCAUGCUUGACAUGGGUUUCGAGCCCCAGAUCCGCCGCAUUGUCGAGCAGGAGGACAUGCCGCGUGAGCGUCAGACCUUCAUGUUCAGUGCCACGUUCCCGCGUGAGAUCCAGCGCCUCGCGUCCGACUUCCUGCGCGACUACAUUUUUCUGACGGUCGGCCGUGUGGGUUCGGCCUCGAAGGAUGUGAAGCAGACGGUGGAGUACAUUGAGCAGUACGACAAGGAGGACUACCUGGUGCGUUUCCUGAACCAGGUGCAGGACGGCCUGAUCCUGGUGUUCGUCGAGACGAAGCGUGGCGCCGACUUCCUGGAGGACAUGCUGUGCCGCGAGGGUUUCCCGGCCACGUCGAUCCACGGUGACCGCUCGCAGCGCGAGCGUGAGCAGGCCCUGGCCAGCUUCAAGUCGGGCCGCACGCCCGUGCUGGUGGCUACGGACGUGGCUGCCCGUGGUCUUGACAUCGACGGUGUGACCCAGGUCAUCAACUUUGACCUGCCCAACAAUAUCGACGACUACGUGCACCGUAUCGGUCGUACGGGCCGUGUGGGUAACGUUGGCAACGCUCUCUCCAUGAUGAACGAGAAGAACCGCAACAUCGCUCGCGAGAUGUACGAGCUGAUGGCUGAGAACGGUCAGGAGAUCCCUGCGUUCCUGGACCAGAUGGCCAACAGCGGCUACCGCGGCGGAGGCGGCGGUCGUGGUCGCAGCGGCCGUGGCGGCCGUGGCAGCUCCCGCUUCGGUGCUAGGGACUUCCGUAACGAGGAGCGCGGCGGAGGCGGCGGCGGCUCUCGUGGCAGUAGCGGCGGCUUCGGAGGCGGCUACGGUGGCGGCUACGGCGGCGGCGGCGGUGGCUACGGUGGCGGCGGCUUCAGCGGUGGCGGCAGCCGCGGCGGUGGUUCUCGCGGCGGAGGCUUCAGCGAGGACAACAGCGCCUGGUAA